Molecule: messenger RNA, 3374 nt
Organism: Protomyces lactucae-debilis
Lineage: Eukaryota; Fungi; Ascomycota; Taphrinomycetes; Taphrinales; Protomycetaceae
Product: E1-E2 ATPase-domain-containing protein
Exons: 2
Coding region: 265-3312 (1015 amino acids)
Biological process (GO): monoatomic cation transport; copper ion homeostasis
Cellular component (GO): membrane
Molecular function (GO): ATP binding; ATP hydrolysis activity; P-type divalent copper transporter activity
Source: RefSeq, a predicted model, not a curated record
CCCCAGGCUCAGGACUCGAGUUUACUGACCAAUAGAGGAGUUACUGAAGCAUCGUCAAGGGCCCAGGUCAUAGAGACACGGCGGCCAAAGCAUCAAUCUCCACGCUCAGUGCGUUUCAGCUCAGACGACACUUCAGCGCGCGCAUACACACUCCCACUGCAUUUCAAAUCGCAUACAAAAAAGGAGACCCUUCGCAACAGCGAUAAGGCGCUGGGCCUGCCUAUCAACCAGAGGGCAUGUCAGUCACUGCUGUCAUCCCAUGCUAUGGUAUCAGGCAUGACGUGCAAGAGCUGUACAAGCGCCAUUGAAUCCGCACUAGGCGCACUCCCAGGCGUUCAACACGUCGCCGCCUCUCUGACAGACGAACAAGUCAGCGUCACCCAUCACAGUGAUAAAGUGAAUCGCGCGCGCCUUGUUGAAGCUGUAGAAGAUGCAGGCUUUGAAACGACGCGCUUAGAGGAACAGGAGAAGGAUCACGGCGACACGGCGCGUCUCUUGGACACUUCGACGGCAUCGCCCAUGGAAGCGGCUGCGUUGACAACGACGAUUAUCGCAAUUAGAGGCAUGACUUGCGGGUCCUGUACUGCAGCGAUUGAAUCACAACUCACACCAUCCCUCAUUCCAGGCCUCAAGACAUUCAGCGUAAGCUUGAUCAGUGAACGUGCAAGCGCGACCCACGACGCAUCACUCCUCUCCGCUGAAGCGUUGGCAGAACGUAUUGAAGAUUGUGGAUUCGAUGCAACGAUUGUCUCUUCUAUUCAAGCAUUCGCAGAAACGGUUGGUGGCAUUAAAGCAGAAGAAACGACAGUCUUUCGAAUCUAUGGUAUGACAUGUGCGUCGUGUGUCAAUAAAGUCGAGCAAGGACUUUUACGCAUCCCCGGUGUUUCUCAAGCAGCUGUCAAUUUACAACUAGAAGAGGCAAAAAUCACGUUCAUGCCUGAUCAAGUCGGUUUGCGUGAUUUGGUCGAUGGCAUUGCUGCAUUGGGUUUCGAUGCGCUCUUGGCAGAUCGUACAGAUGAUGGUGCACAACUUGAAAGUCUUGCACGAACGCGAGAAACGCGUGAAUGGCGACGCCAUUGGAUACAAUGCUGUGCUGUAGCCGUGCCAUUGUUCCUCCUCAACAAAGUUUUCCCCUACUACACACCCUUGCGCAAGCUCCUGGACAUGCGCGUCUUUAUACCCGGACUGCAUCUCGUGGAUGUCGUUAGCUUACUGCUGACUGUAGUCCUACUUUUUGGUGCAGCAAGACGAUUCUACCAAUCUGCUUACAAGAGUCUCAAACAUGGCUCAGCGACGAUGGAUGUUCUCAUUGUCCUUGGUGUCUCUGCUUCCGUCGCAUUUUCAAUCUUAUCUAUGUUGGUGUCAAUGGUCACUUCAUUCAAGGGACAUACCGCCACUUUCUUUGAUACAGCGGGCAUGUUGCUGACGUUUGUCUCUUUUGGAAGGUAUCUCGAGAAUAAGGCUAAAGGUGCUACUUCGACAGCACUCUCACGACUCAUGUCCCUUGCUCCUUCAUCAGCAACCAUUUAUGUCGGUAAAGAUGGCGAGAAGCAAGCAGCAGAACGCAUCGUUGCGACUGAACUCAUCCAGAUUGGAGACAUUGUUUUGCUUCGACCAGGUAGUAAAGUCCCCGCAGAUGGUGUCGUGGUUGCAGGCGAGUCGUUUGUCGAUGAAUCCAUGGUCACGGGAGAAGUUGAACCAUUACACAAACAAGCCGGGUCUCUGGUGGUUGCUGGAACCGUCAAUGGUCAUGGAAGUAUUGACUUUCGUGUUCAACGAGUUGGUAAGGACACGCAGCUCUCACAAAUUGUGCAGUUGGUACAGGAUGCACAGACGAGUAAAGCGCCUAUCCAACGCUUCUCAGACCAAGUCGCCGGGUAUUUCGUACCUUGUGUGAUAUUCUUGGGACUCUUGACAUUCAUGGCGUGGAUGGUACUCAGUCAUGUCCUUGCGUCGCCGCCUGCUAUCUUUUUGAAUGCAGGACCUGGUGGCAAGGUGAUGACGUGUUUGAAAUUGUGCAUCUCUGUUAUUGUCGUUGCUUGUCCCUGUGCAUUGGGUCUAGCAACGCCUACAGCCGUCAUGGUUGGUACGGGAAUGGCAGCAUCUCAGGGUGUCCUCAUCAAAGGCGGUGCAGUCCUUGAACGUGCCACACAAGUCACGCGUGUGGUGUUUGACAAGACGGGGACCUUGACAUUAGGACAAAUGACUGUUCAGCGAUCUUGGAUGACGAGCACUUGGCAAGACCGAGUGAAAUUAUGGUGGACACUGGUCGCUGCUACGGAACAGCCUUCUGAACAUCCAACUGGACAUGCUCUUGUGCGGCAUGCAAAAGAUGUAUUGAAUUUGGCUGUGCAUGAAAUGAUCUCAGCAGCAACAACGGGCUUCGAAGUAGUCUCUGGACGUGGUGUCCAGUGUACUGUUCAGGUGGAAGGGACAUCCUACGAAGUCGUCAUUGGCAAUGCUCUGCACCUUGAGUCACACGGGUCGACACCUGAACAGAAUGAUCAGUUGGCAAAGAGCGUCCAAGAUGGUCAAACGUGUGUCUUUGUCGCCAUCAACGGCCUCUAUGCUGGAUUCUUGGGCUUAUCUGAUCAAAUCAAGCAAGAUGCAGCAGCAACUGUCAUGGCACUCAAGCGAAUGGGCAAGCAAGUCUCAAUGGUGACAGGCGAUCAAUUAGCAAGUGCUCAGCGCGUUGCAAAGGAAGUCGGCAUCUCGUCUGAUCAAGUCUGGGCAGGAAUUGUUCCGGGUGGUAAGCAAGAACUCAUUCGAGCAAUGCAAGCAGAGGGAUGUGUCGUCGCUAUGGUGGGUGAUGGCAUCAAUGACUCGCCUGCACUCGCCACGGCUGAUAUUGGCAUUGCAGUGGGUAGUGGCACGGAUGUUGCUAUUGAAGCUGCGGAUAUGGUGCUUAUGCGACGUGGUGCCAUUUUGGAUGUUCCUGUGGCCUUGUUGCUGUCGAGUGCCAUCUUUGGCAGAAUUAAACUCAACUUGCUCUGGGCGUGCAUCUACAACCUCAUUGCGAUCCCCUUUGCGAUGGGUUUCUUCUUGCCUAUGGGACUGCACUUGCAUCCCAUUGUGGCUGCUGGUGCCAUGGCCUUUUCGAGCGUCAGUGUUGUCUGUUCCAGUCUGCUGCUCAAGUACUGGCAAGCUCCACGCUGGCUUCGGGAGGUUGAAGAGGGCGGCAGUAUGCAGUUUGAGGGGGAUGGCACUGGCAAGAAAUUUGUGCUCUUUCGGCGCGUCAGGGCUCUAUUCUCACAGACUGGGUACUCGAGAGUGGAUGAUGAGGAGAUGCAGUCGAUGCCGAUGGUACGCUGAGUGCCUGCAUUGUCUACUGCUAGACGACUAGAUAUAUUCCGUAUGUAUGACUUUAUGACCUU